AUGAACCAAUCUGAGAAGGGGAUAGUGGUUUGCUCACAACCAGCGAGCGCACUUUCUACGACCGCAAGUGGCCUCAAGCUGCGGGUACAGAAUAUCGCCAAAUCUCUGCAGAACCAGACGGAUGCUCUGGGUGAGGACCGAACCCACCUGGACCGUAUGAAAUCUGCGGCCUGUUCACCUAGUCGUGGCUUAGUUAAAGAACUGGAUGCUGCACAAAAGUUCUUCCAAGCUGAACUGCAACAGAUAGAGCAGGAACUCAAAGCUAAAGUGGACGACCAGAAGAAAGUGAACGUCUCCUUGCAGCAAUGCCUUACUACAUUGAAAACUGAGAAGACUAUGCUGCAUCAACAGAUCAUGGCGAUGCAGCAUAAAGUGGAGGAGAUCGAGGAGGAGAUAGGUUUCGAGUAG
Messenger RNA from Perkinsus marinus ATCC 50983, 408 nucleotides. RefSeq lists its product as hypothetical. The transcript has 5 exons. Lineage: Eukaryota; Perkinsozoa; Perkinsida; Perkinsidae. The coding region runs from base 1 to 408 and encodes 135 amino acids. The record is from RefSeq and is a predicted model, not a curated record.